CCGCUAGGGGCGGGGCGACGUUGUGCUCUGGGUUCGCCGGCUUACGCACUUCCUCCUGGGCUCGGAGGCCGAAUCACCGCGUGGCGGGUUCGAGUACCGCCUCCUGACUCUGGCCUCUAGCCCUUAAGUCCAGGGCGGGGUGCUUUCGCCGGGUAAAGCCUCUCCUCGACAAGGGGCGGCCGCAUACCUGGGGCUUCACCAUGGAGGACUACCUGCAGGGUUGUCGAGCUGCUCUGCAGGAGUCCCGACCUCUACAUGUUGUACUAGGAAAUGAAGCCUGCGACUUGGACUCCAUGGUGUCUGCUCUUGCCCUGGCUUUUUACCUAGCAAAGACAACUGAGGCAGAGGAAGUCUUUGUGCCUGUUUUAAACAUAAAACGUUCUGAGCUACCUCUACGAGGUGACAACGUCUUCUUCCUUCAUAAGGUUAACAUUCCAGAGGCCAUCUUGAUUUUUCGGGAUGAGAUUGACCUCCAUGCAUUGCACCAGGCUGGCCAACUCACCCUCAUACUUGUUGACCAUCAUGUCUUACCCAAAAGUGAUGCUGCCCUGGAGGAGGUAGUGGCAGAGGUGCUAGACCAUCGACCAAUAGAGCAGAAGCGCUGCCCUUCCUGCCAUGUUUCAGUGGAGUUGGUGGGGUCCUGCGCUACCCUAGUGACUGAGAGAAUCCUGCAGGGGGCGCCAGAGAUCUUGGACAGGCAAACCGCAGCUCUUCUGCACGGAACCAUCAUUUUGGACUGUGUCAAUAUGGAUCUUAAAAUUGGGAAAGCAACCUUAAAGGACAGCCAAUAUGUGGAGAAACUGGAGGCCCUCUUCCCAGAUCUGCCUGAGAGAAAUGACAUCUUUGAUUCUCUACAAAAGGCAAAGUUUGACAUAUCAGGACUGACCACUGAGCAGAUGCUGAGAAAGGAUCAGAAGACCAUCUAUAGACAAGGCAUCAAGAUGGCCAUCAGUGCCAUAUAUAUGGAUUUAGAGGCCUUUCUGCAGAGGUCUGGCCUCCUCGCAGAUCUCCAUGCUUUCUGCCAGGCUCACAACUAUGAUGUCCUGGUCACCAUGACUAUCUUUUUCAACACUCACAAUGAGCCAGUGCGACAGUUGGCUAUUUUCUGUCCCCAUCUGGCACUCCGAAUGACGAUCUGUGAAGUCCUGGAACACUCCCUCUCUCCAUCUCUGAAGCUGACUCCUGCUUCAAGCACCCACCCUAACCUCCAAGCCUAUCUUCAAGGCAACACCCAGGUCUCUCGAAAAAAACUUCUGCCUCUGCUCCAGGAAGCCCUGUCAGUAUAUUUUGACUCCACAAAGACCUCUUCAGGGCAGCCUGAGACAGUGGUUGUGUCCCGGGAGCAGAUGGACAAGGAAUUUGACAGGGCAAAUAACUCCUUGAUUCCUGGACUCAGUCAAGAUGAGGAGGACCCACCACUACCCCCCACACCCAUGAACAGCUUGGUGGAUGAGUGCCCUCUGGAUCAAGGACUGCCUAAACUCUCUGCAGAGGCUGUCUUUGAGAAGUGCAAUCAAAUUUCCCUGUCACAGUCUGUCACUGCCUCCCUGGCAAAGAAGUGACUGUGGGGAGGGGAGGGGAUGAUGGGUGAGGUUACAUGACCUACCCUCAAAUGCAUGUUUUGAGAUGUGUGGAGAUUCACCAAUUCUGUCUUCAUUGCUCCAGAAUCUGUAACCUGUUCUUGUAAGCUGGGAAGAGAAA
This is a messenger RNA of Otolemur garnettii (small-eared galago), 1701 nucleotides long. It is a transcript of the gene PRUNE1, whose product is annotated as prune exopolyphosphatase 1. The record is from RefSeq and is a predicted model, not a curated record. Lineage: Eukaryota; Metazoa; Chordata; Mammalia; Primates; Galagidae. The transcript is spliced from 8 exons. The coding region runs from base 201 to 1562 and encodes 453 amino acids. Gene Ontology annotation, molecular function: exopolyphosphatase activity. Gene Ontology annotation, cellular component: cytoplasm.